Molecule: messenger RNA, 801 nt
Organism: Cynocephalus volans (Philippine flying lemur)
Lineage: Eukaryota; Metazoa; Chordata; Mammalia; Dermoptera; Cynocephalidae
Gene: CATSPERQ
Product: transmembrane protein 249
Exons: 6
Coding region: 1-801 (266 amino acids)
Source: RefSeq, a predicted model, not a curated record
AUGGGGUUGGGUAAGGGCGCGACUGCGGGCAGUGGACGGGAGCGGCGGGCGAGCCGCCAGGCUGACAGCCUCUGCCUGACCCAGACCCCCAGGGGCCGGGCCAGCAGCCUGCCCACGACCUCCCGCGGCAAGCGCUUUCAGCUUUGGGCCCUAGGACUUUUCUGCACCGAGCGCCACCUGGCCAGGCGCCUCAAGAACAACAGCUUCUACCCGUUUACGCAGCUGCAGCCCGACGUCUUCGUGCUCGACUAUUACCUGGACACGCUGUGGAAGGGGACGCUACUCUUCGUCGUCUGCUUGCUCCUGGUCAGCUUCGGCUUCGUGAGAGAGGUGCGGAAGCAGGAGACUUGGGGCUUCUCGGCGUACGGCAUGGGCGUGGGCCUGUGGCUCAUGAUCUCGUCGCUGCCGCGGCGCCGCCUGGUGCUGAACCACGCGCGCGGCUUGUACCACUUCUCCAUCGAGGGCCGCACCGUGUGCCAGGGGCCCAUGCACCUGCUCUACGUGCGCCUGGCGCUCAGCUCCGACGCCUACGGAAGGUGUUUCUUCCAGCUGGUCCUUUGUGGUCACAAGCUAGAGCCGCUGGUGCUGGUGCAGCUGUCGGAGUGCUACGAGCAAACGGAAUACCUGGGCCGUCACAUCGCCCGGAAACUCAACAUUAACUACUUCGAUUAUCUGGCCACGUCCUACCGGCACGUGGUCCGCCACUGGCCUCUGGGGUCGACCUUCAGCCCAGGCAUCCUGUUGCGCAAGAACCGCAUCUACAGAAAGCCAACCCGCUCUCUGUCCGACCUGGAGGUGUGA